Cuscuta epithymum is the source of this 3428-nucleotide messenger RNA. The record is from the annotation of a GenBank genome assembly. Lineage: Eukaryota; Viridiplantae; Streptophyta; Magnoliopsida; Solanales; Convolvulaceae.
CAAGGAUUGUGAGAAAGUCCAAAAGAAACACCGCGUUAGAUUUUCAAAAAGUGAACUGGAAAAUUGCGUUAGUAAUCAUUCAUAUCGUGGUUGAAAACUUAAGUUAUUCUGUAUAAAUACGGCCUCAUUUGUUGCCCUAAAAUGCUCCAAGUACAGUCUGCCAGUCUCUCUCUGGCCUGGACUGGCUCCCCAUUAUAUUCAUUCUGAUUGAUAUUUAGACUUUCUGUCCCUUUCACUCCUAUUUUUGCCGGUUCUGAAAAUGAAAUCCCAGAUGUUGAAACGCAACUGCCAAAGUUUCAUGUUUCUGGCCGCACUACUUCCUGUUUGUCUGGAACUGAUCGGCCACCAUGCUGCUUUGGCAGAGGUUACACAAAACACUUACAUUGUUCAAAUGGACCCCUCAAAAAGCUCCUCCCGUUUUGAAGAAGACCAUAUUGCCUGGUACGAGUCCACCCUCCAAUCUGUUUCUGAAACUACGGAUAAUGAUGACCAGAAGAAGGUUAUUAUGUAUGCCUACAAGAAUACUAUGGCUGGAUUCUCGGUUAGAUUAACGUCGGUGGAAGCUGAGGCCCUGCUAAAGCAUCCGGAGGUACUUGCCGUGCAGCUGGAUACCAAGUACGAGCUUCAUACCACCCGUACGCCGUUAUUUUUGGGCAUUGAAGAGAACCAGUACUUUUCCGCGGGGCCGAAAAAUCCGACGAUGAGUAAUGUUGUCGUCGGGGUGUUGGAUACAGGGGUAUGGCCGGAGAGUAAGAGUUUUGAUGACACUGGGUUUCCGCAGGUACCGAAGUCAUGGAAGGGAAAGUGUGAAAAUGGCUCCGAAUCCUUCUGCAACAAAAAGCUGAUCGGCGCGAUGUCCUUCCGAAAAAGUCACCAGCAGACGAAAGAGUCGCUGUCGCCACGAGAUGAAGACGGCCAUGGCACUCACACCGCUUCCACAGCUGCCGGAUCUCGAGUCACCGGUGCAAGCCUUUUCGGUUACGCCGCGGGAACUGCUCGGGGAAUGGCCCCAAGUGCUCGAGUGGCGGUGUACAAAGUCUGCUGGAAGGACGGCUGUUUCGGCUCCGACAUUCUGGCGGCCAUGGACCAGGCAAUUCAAGACAACGUCAACAUCCUAUCUUUGUCCCUUGGCGGCGGAGGCGGGGUUCCUUACGACAACGAUCCGAUUGCCAUUGGAUCUUUUGCUGCCAUGGAGAAGGGAAUCUUUGUCUCAUGCUCGGCCGGAAACAGUGGCCCUAAAUACGGCACCCUGUCCAACGUUGCGCCUUGGAUUACAACCGUCGGUGCCGGGACUCUGGACCGCAAUUUCCCAGCGUCAGUCAGGCUAGGCAACAAUAAGACAUUUCUAGGUGCUUCACUGUCUAAUGCCACGACGCUGCCUAAAACGAUGUUCCCGUUUAUCUACGGCGGGAACGCCAGCAAUAUCCACACCGACGGAAGUCUCUGUACGGAGGGCAGUUUGGAUCCGAAGAAGGUGAGGGGCAAAAUCGUACUUUGCGACCGCGGAGUAAAUGCUAGGACUGAAAAGGGUGAAGUGGUAAGAAACGCCGGCGGUGUGGGUAUGGUGUUGGCAAACACCGCCGAAAAUGGGGAAGAACUGGUGGCGGAUGCUCACUUGUUAACAGCCACGGCGGUGGGUGAAAGAGACGGUGAUAUAAUCAGGAGCUACUUCAUUAAUACUACAACCUUAACGGCCACUAUUAGCGUGGAGGGAACAAAACUGGGAAUAGAACCGUCCCCUGUAGUUGCGGCUUUCAGUUCGCGGGGCCCGAACACUGCCAACCCUGAAAUACUUAAACCGGACAUCAUCGCGCCCGGAGUCAACAUCUUAGCCGGGUGGACCGGCUCGGUGGGUCCAACCGGGUUAGAGGACGACUCGAGAAGUACGCCGUUCAACAUCAUCUCUGGCACGUCAAUGUCCUGCCCUCAUGUAAGUGGCCUAGCAGCCGUGCUCAAAAGUGCCCACCCCGAAUGGAGCCCAGCCGCGAUCCGCUCGGCUCUUAUGACCACCGCUUACAGCUCCUACAAGAGCGGCAAGCCACUGACCGACGCAGCAUCGGGACAGCCGGCAACUCCUUUAGCUUUCGGGGCGGGUCACGUUAACCCAACAGCGGCUCUGGAACCGGGUUUGGUGUACGACACGAACGUCGAAGAUUACCUAAAUUUCUUGUGUGCAUCGGGAUACAACUCGACUCAAAUCAAAACUAUAGCGCAAAGGAAAAGAAGCUUCAAUUGCCCCUCCGGCAAGAAACUCAGUGUCACAGAUCUGAACUACCCUUCCUUCGCCGUUAGGUUUGACAAAACAACCGGCACGGGCGGCGCAAGCUACACGAGAACACUCACCAACGUCGUGGAAAAACCCGGAACGUACAAUUACAAAGUCUCUGUUAUGUUAGAUAACAGCAAUUUCGUCAAAGUGUCGGUGCAACCGCAGUCCCUCUCGUUCGGUAAGCUGUACGACAAGAAAAUGUACACGGUAACUGUCAAUGCUACAGCUAAGGGGUUUCCGGUCGGGGGCAUCAUCUCCGGGAGAAUCACAUGGACUGAUGGGUACCAUAAUGUGGCAAGUCCCUUAGCCAUUUUUUUGUCAGAGUGACUUACUUCCCACCAUGCGGCAUAACGCAACAUACCUUCGCAUUUCAAUUUUGAUGUAUGCAUAUCUGUUAUACGUAGUACUUGUUUACUUUUGUACUCGGAUCGUUAUUUCCAUAUCAUUCGUGCGUAGUAUUUGUUUCAAUAUCAUCUUGUCGAGGUAUUAGUCCUAUCAAGGCCUCCCUUCCACUUAUUAUGUUAAGGUCUGCACCCUAUGUUUACUCCUACUUCCUACACUCUUAAUGAUCUAGCUAGCCUGGCAUUUCCUAGCUAUCCGCUGCCAACUCUUAUUGACUUGGUAUUAUUUGUCUCUUGGCCUCCUGACUUUUGCUAGCCUGUCUCGAGCCCCACCUUUGUUUGUCGUUGACACCCAUGAGCAAAUAAUAGCCUAAUAUAAUUGAGUGCUUCUCUUCUCUUUUUGAGUUCAAUGCAAUGAGCUCCUCUUCCUUCCUUUGUGUGUAGUUAGAGUGUGAGGGAGUGGUAAACAAGGUGAGUGGAGUGGCUAAACAAUCCUGGGGUGGUGUGUGUGAGUUGUUUUGGUUGGAGACCUGAGCUGAAAUAUACACCCAAUAGUCUUAGACUUUACUUUGUACUUCUUUCAAUAUAUUGUACUACGUAUAUGUUGUGUUUUACUCCACACUUUUUUGGUAUAUUUUUACACCACCCUACAUUUAUUCUACACGCUAAACUUUUCUUUAUGAAUGUAAAGACUUGCUACGUAUGUUAUACGCUAAACCUAAUUCAGUAUUGUGUGUAAUAGUUUCAAAAAGAGCCAUGGAAAAAAUAAACUUAUUAAGAGCUCGUUUAGUGACUUUGAUUUUGCGACUGAAUUGUAC